Chelmon rostratus (copperband butterflyfish) is the source of this 3285-nucleotide messenger RNA. It is a transcript of the gene ptpdc1a, whose product is annotated as protein tyrosine phosphatase domain containing 1a. Bases 176 to 2302 code for a protein of 708 amino acids. Gene Ontology annotation, biological process: cilium assembly; protein dephosphorylation. The record is from RefSeq and is a predicted model, not a curated record. The transcript has 10 exons. Lineage: Eukaryota; Metazoa; Chordata; Actinopteri; Chaetodontiformes; Chaetodontidae. Gene Ontology annotation, molecular function: protein tyrosine/serine/threonine phosphatase activity.
GCUAAGUUAGCUAGUAAGCUAGCUGUACUUAGCUGACCAAAUGAUGUGGCUGGAGGAAAAUCCCGGUUUACUACGUGCCAACGAUGGCACAACCAUGGCUUUAGAGCGAUGAAUCGACUAUGUCCGAUAUUCUACAGACAGCCCCGGACUCAGACGACAGGAAAACGCCCCUGCCAUGGCAGCUGGUGUCAGCAUACUGAGUGACUUGUCUUACUCCAUGAGUGGAGCCCGCAGUGGAGAGAUCAGCGCAGAGAUGGAGACAGCCAAUGCUAGGGUCCCAACAGCAAAGUACACCAAGAUGGGGGAGACCUUAAGGCACGUCAUCCCUGGUCACAUGCAGUGCUCCAUGGCCUGUGGAGGAAAAGCCUGUAAAUAUGAGAACCCCUCUCGCUGGAGUGAUGAGGAACAAGCCAUUAAAGGACUCUACUCGUCCUGGAUUACUGACAACUUGCUAGCUAUGGCAAGGCCCUCUACUGAAAUCAUAGAGAAAUAUAAUAUAAUUGAACAGUUCCAAAGGUGUGGCUUGAAGACGGUCAUCAACCUACAGCGACCAGGGGAACACGCCAGCUGUGGCAACCCGCUGGAGCAGGAGAGUGGUUUCACUUAUCGACCGGAAACCUUCAUGGAGGCAGGCAUUUAUUACUACAACUUUGGGUGGAAGGAUUAUGGUGUGGCAUCUCUGACAACAGUCCUUGACAUGGUGAAAGUCAUGUCCUUUGCUGUCCAGGAGGGGAAGCUGGCUGUCCACUGCCAUGCCGGUCUCGGAAGAACAGGUGUGCUGUUGGCUUGUUACUUGGUUUUCACGUCCCGGAUGAGUGCUGACCAAGCCAUUCUGUUUGUGCGAGCCAAGAGACCCAAUUCCAUCCAGACCAGAGGCCAGCUCCUGUGUGUCAGGGAGUUCGCUCAGUUCCUGGUUCCUCUUCGAAGCGUCUUCUCCUGUGCAGAGCCCAAAGUGAGUGCCGUCACCUUGUCCCAGUACCUCACCCGGCAGCGCCACCUGCUGCACGGCUAUGAGGCUCGGCAGAUGAAGAACGUGCCAAAGAUCGUCCAGCUGGUGUGCAGGCUCCUCAUGGACAUUGCAGCCAACAGACAGGUGGUGAUCGAGGAGGAGUGGCUGGAGAUCCCCGACCUCACCGCGGAGGUGGAGAAGACCGUGUCCCAGCAGGCUCUUCAGCAGCUCGGGAAAGAGAUGAGAGGAAAAGGGAUUCCUGUUCCACCUUGUUCAUCUCAUCCUCUCAGUCCAACCGCUCUGCAGUCGAGGCCUUUUCAUGAUCAACCUCUUGCCAGUGAUAAUGAGCUUGACCCUCUGUGGAGGCAGCAGAAUGUAGAAAGCCCUUUCAGAUCCUCUCUGUCCAACAACAGGAGCCUCAGUUACAGCGAUUCUGUCCUUCACAAACUUGGACCACGGCAGCUUCAAUCAGGAAACUUGAAGAGCAACAAACCAAUCAACUGGCGGAUCAAACAUUCCUUGUCUCACAGCAGCCUUACAGCCUGCAUCCCCCCCAAAUUCUAUGACCUCUCUCCUCAGGACAUUAUCAGCAGCAUUCAGGACCCCAGUACAGAAGCACAGCAAGACAUGGGAUCCACCUUUCUAAAAAAGCGGCUACUCAGGGGCCAUCAUAGUUGGUCUUUAGAUCUGUCUGAGCAGGGAAGAAAAUCCCACUGUAACGCCACACAGCCAGACUUAUCAACCAACCAACUGGUAACCAGUAAGGAGCAGCUGGAUGUGGAUGUGUCAGUGGGUGGAGCAGACCGUGGGGAUGUCACAGAGGUUCCCUUCAUCACUCUCCAGUCUGAGUUCUCCCCAGAGAACAGAUGCCUGUUGGUGGCCAGAGCUCUGGCCAUGGACCUGACAGACAAGGAUCUCACCUCCAAGGUGUCACUGUGGCAGACAGAGCUGAACUCCAGAGAAGGAGCUUGGGAGAGGCUGUGUAUGGAGAGGGAUCCUCUGGUCCUGUCCAGUCUCAUGUGGUCGUGGCUGGAGCAGCUGAAGGACCCAAUCAUCAGCAGUGAGGAUAUAAAAGGCCUCAGUGAGAAGAACGUAAACCCACAGAGCGCCCUCGACUCACUGGAAAAGGGCCACAGACUCACUGUGCUGUGUAUCCUCGACUGUGCUGCUCAUCUCCUGCCAGUGCCUGAAGACGUGGAGACAAGUUUUCUCAACCAAACAAUAAAAGUGUUUACUAAGAUUGACCCUGCCUCAGGGAAAAAUGAGUCUUUGUACACGACCCUGAAAGAAAUCCUGACUCCCAUUCUUCAUGAGCUGUGUGACAAAACUGUGGAGGAGGAUGAGGACUCCUGAUCCAGCCUCAACAAGACUCAGAAACGGGGUUCCAUUCUCAUUUUUGGGCAUUACUGCUGAGAUCUGCCAAUCUUUAGUCUUUAAGAUAUUUGAAGAUUAUGUCAUUUGAAGGUUUAGCAUUUCAUUUAUCUGGAAAGCUCUUAAUAGACUCUAAGCACUGCCAUUCUCUGUGUUAAUGUGCCACUGUGCUCAGUUGGAAAGCAUUUAUUUUGUCAUCUGUUUUACUGUAAUAUUUGUGAGGGACUAGAUGUUGCUCUUAAUAUCUGUUAGUUGGUAGGAAAAUGACUGAGAAACGCUCUCAUGAUGUUAAUGGGAUGUUAUUUAAUGUGUAGAUCAGCUGUCAAAGCUGUUUGGAGGGGGGUCUUAUUUAAACCAAAACAUGUUUUUACACUGUGCAGAUGCUACAAUGUGUCUUAUUUAUUCAGAUCUUAUUUGAAAUGCAGCAGUUGGUUUAAUAACGAUAUAACCUGAUGACAAGUUGGAAGGUUGCUUUGUUCAUGUAGAAUGUAAGGUGUUUUGUUAGAGUCAAAUGCAAAUUAUGAUUAUUAUUGUUAUUGCAAUGCAAAUUCAACAGGCCACAGUGCAUUCGCUUUUCCAAUCAAUUUUAUGUCCUUAAUACUGCGUGCACCAAAAACCUCUCACUGUACUGUUCUGUUGUACAUGCAUUUGUGAAACAUCAAUCUGCCUCCACUGUUGCAUUUAGCAAAAUGUUUUCUGCCUCAACUCAAAUGGCCUCCGUCAGGACUCUGUAUCAUGCUGCUUUGUGUACCGUCAGUGUGUGUGUAUGUGUGUGUAGCUGUUGAGAGGAGUCAGUGGCCUCUCACCUCAUAUAUGUCUCAUGUAUGGACGCAAGUAGCGUAGAUCUGCAGAUGCACUGAAUGUGGAACACUGAUGGUAAUAAUCGUGUGAAGGACGUGAGACAUUGUACUGUGUUGAAUUUUCAACGAGCACUAUUUUUUUCAUUGUUACAAUGAGCUACUUCU